AUGGGUACUUUAAUCGAGCAUAUUUUUUUUACGAUAUUGGCUAAUUAUAUGGUGCUUAAACUACCACUACAUCUAACAGUCAAGCAUCCAGACCUGGAUUUUGGCAUAAAAGUAGAAAAAGCUGAAUUUCCCCUUAAUAGCCGUGAUAAAGAUUUGACAAUUCAUUUCAACAGCUAUCUUAACUUUAUCUCAGAAGCACUGAGAGUUCUAUGGCUUUUAUUCCUGGGACUAGAAUACGUUAAGUUUGAUGGAUCUGAAUUGAUGAAAAGCGUAAAGAUCUUUAUCGAAAUGUCGCACUCCCAGUUGGACACUCUUAUACUUUGUAGCAUCCUAUCAUACUGUGGCUUGAUAAAACAUUACAGUACUAAACAGCAUAUUAAUGGUAAUUUUAAUCAAUUGAACUUGAAUAACCAAGAACACCCGACGUUAUCAAAGAGGUGUCGUAUAUGCUUCAACAAUACAGACAAAAUAAAUAGAUCUCUUGCAUGUGAACUUGAGAGGCGUGACAUUGAAUGUCUUCAGAAGCUCUGUAAAGGUUUUAUGAACAAUGACAGUCAUGCUUAUAAUACUGUGUUCACAAAAACGUGGGUGGCUAUAGUGGGAUUUUAA
Messenger RNA from Phycomyces blakesleeanus NRRL 1555(-), 609 nucleotides. RefSeq lists its product as hypothetical. The record is from RefSeq and is a predicted model, not a curated record. Bases 1 to 609 code for a protein of 202 amino acids. Lineage: Eukaryota; Fungi; Mucoromycota; Mucoromycetes; Mucorales; Phycomycetaceae. The transcript has 4 exons.